AUGGGCCGGCUUUGGCAAAAGAGGGAGAUGGAUGAUAGUGCGGAGCGAAUUCACGUUUGUUCAAUUUGCAUGAGGAGAUUUAAACGGACGGAACAUUGCUUAAGACAUGAAAGGUCCCAUACUAAGGUGAAGCCAUACAAUUGCCGCUUUUGCGAACGAUCAUAUGGCCGAAAGGACCUUGUGGUACGGCAUGAGAAAACUCUACAUGAGGAAGAUUGGAUCAAAGCCCAAAUGCCUAGCGAGGAGUCGACUACUGCUAGUGACUCCUUAUUGUCAAGGCAAAAACGUCGACUAUCCACUGUAAGCUACAGUGACGAAUGGAAGAAUGCCCUCUCGGCGCAACAUAUUCCUCAUCCCCAAGGAGAGCAUGACGUCUUAUCCUGCGUUGGAACUCAAACAGCUGCUAUACCCAGCUCGCCAGAAAGAAGUGGUUUUGAUUGCAUGCCAUAUGGCCCGCAAAUAAACUGUAAUUUUACACUCCCAUUAAAACCUGGAACCGAGGGAACAGCUGAAAGUCCGUGCGAAUCUUCCGUCCCUGAGAUGGCCAUAUUGAGCGUACCUCAAUUGGCAAAUCCAUGUUACAUCGAAGGAAAUUACCUCCAACAAUACAACAGCCAAAUACCGGAGGAAUCUGUUGAACCCUGCGAAGGCCUUAAUCAGUACUCUGUUCCAGUUGACCCAAAUUUAUUUGAGACUGUGAAUAGCAAGCCUCAACCGCCAUGGCGACCAGAUACUCCGAGAUGCCUCGAGAUUUUGGACAUUUGUCCCAGUGUUUAUGGCCCAUUGCGCUCUUUUGAUGUCCCACAGGAAAAUGAAGAGGAUUGGGAGGAGACCAGGAAUAACGGCAAGUGGACUUUCCAGGAAUCACAGGUCAUAGGUCAUCCGUCUGAUAGGCAUAUAUUCAUUGUACAGAGCCCUUCAAAUCUUAUUCGGCCACCCAUUUCAACUGUGAGACUGGGGGAAGCAGCCCUGUCGAUACUCUUCGCGGAUCUGCACCUUGGGUUUGAGAAUCACAAAACUAAUGGUAUUAUAUCCCUCCACUCGCGCUAG
Molecule: messenger RNA, 1050 nt
Organism: Paracoccidioides brasiliensis Pb18
Exons: 3
Coding region: 1-1050 (349 amino acids)
Biological process (GO): regulation of transcription by RNA polymerase II
Cellular component (GO): chromatin
Molecular function (GO): DNA-binding transcription factor activity, RNA polymerase II-specific; RNA polymerase II cis-regulatory region sequence-specific DNA binding
Source: RefSeq, a predicted model, not a curated record